CCAAACACAAACAACAUACACACCCAUAAAGUUAUCAGACCCUUUACUCUCUCCCCCUCAUUUCUUUUGACUGCAGACCGAUUCCAAACACCCACAUAGAAAUACAUUCAUACUACAUCAGUUUAUCCCCAAAGCACACCCACACCACCUUUACCCCUCUUGAUUCUUCUCUACAACACAGCCGCACCACACCAACUUCUCCCUCUCGUCUCUCAUGUACGGCGACGGAGCCGGAUUCUGGUCGGCGCUCCGAUGCCCCUCCUUCUCCGGCGAGCUCACACCACACCACACCUCCACGCAACCCCAACCCCGGUUCUCCUUUAACACCCCACACAAACUCCCACUGUUCAUUUUUCCGGUGAGGUUUCACUGGUGAAACACCCCCAACCCACGACAGACCUGGGUUAUCAGCACCAAUGGAGAGAGAGAGAGAGAGAGAAGGGACGAGAGAAAGAACGGCCGGAGGUAGUGGUGGUCGACGGUCGGAGCUCCAGCCGUCGGAGAACAUUGGACGACAGCACUGCAACUAUGGUGGUGAGUAUGUUUUGAUUCAGUUCUGGUUCGGGUCACAUCUCGGCUCAGAUUUGAGAGGUGCUCGAGUCGGAUUUGGGGGUAUGCUCGGUUCAGGUUUAAGGUGUGUUCGGUUCGGGUUCGAGUUAUGUACAGUUUCGGGUUCGCAUCAGAGAGCUUGGGUCACGUUUCAACGGCUCGAGUCAACGGUCAACAGAAGUCAAAGCUGGUCAACAUCAAGUCAUGGCUCGGGUUUGGUCAACUCGGGUCAGAUUAGGAAGAGGUUCGGUCAAACUCAGGUCAACAUUAGUCAACUCAGCCGGUCAACUCAGUUGACUCGGUCAGCUCGACUUUCGACACGAGAAGAUGGUUGCAUUUCAAAAUUAUGGCACGAUUGGAAUAAGAGAACCAUGUGGAGUCGAGUACUUAGUGGCGUUCGUUUCCUAGAAGUCUUAGCUAUAUUUGCUUCCGCUGUACAAUGAAGAUACCAGUCCAGUCACGCCAAUGCUCUGAUAUUUCGGGGUGUGACAGCAAUGAACAUGGCUACAUGAUCGUAAUUAGGUAGGUGUUAAUCCCUCAAAGGGCACCACUGAUGUAAUAUCAUAAUUAGGAUAAUUUGGGAUGUCCAUUCAGUUUACAAAAUGAGUUUACGCAUACGUUCUUGAAUUAUGUCCUUAAAUGACGAUAAUGCCCUUUUUGCACCUAAAAUGGUUUAAAAGCAUAAUUUUCAUACAAAACCUUUUUUACUAAUGAUAUGUUAUAUUAAUUAACAUAUUUGGAUCAUAUAGACCUGGUCAUAACAUCCGUUUUCCUUAAACAUCGUAAACAUCGUCAUUUAACGACUUUAACGUCGUUUCGGCGCGUAGUAUGGUUUUAAACCAUAACUACCAACCAAGACUUAUUACCUACUGAUUUUAUAAAUCAUUUUAAAUAUUUUUACAGUAGGCACAUGAUAUAAACUCAGAUUCCCAAAUUAGCUUUCAAAACUAUUUGUGAAAUUACCAAAAUGCCCCUACAGAGCAUAGUUUGGUCUUAAACUAUAAAACACACAUAUGUUUGAUAUCCUACUGAUAUUAUAUCAUAAAUAAAGUGUUUUCACAGAACGUCUAUGGUCGUAACAUCAGGUUAUACGCAAGUUCCUUUUAUACGUCACUAAAUGACUAAAACGCCCUUUUGAGGCAUAGUUUGAUUUUAAAAUCUUAUCGGGCAUACAAGUUGAUAUCCUACUGAUAUUAUAACUUGUUUAAAGUAUAAUGGCAUAUGGAACUUGUUCAUGACUCAUCUGGUUACUCGUUAUCGCUUAUACGCGUACGGGUAGACUUUCGUAACUAGUUUACGUAAGUUCACCGAAACGGGUUUAACCUUAUCGUUUUUAUCUCAAACUCUAGAAUGUUAAUAGUUUACCCAUAUUAUACAAGUCUCAGUACUUUUUGGGUUUAAACUACAUUCUAUACCGGUCAUCGCUUAAUCAAGCUUAUCGUACCGUUUUUUAUACUUUAAGCUAGCCGGUCUAAGUCUAUGACUUACAUAUCACCUGUUAGCAUUCUAAUUGGUUAUUUAUACCAUCAUUCCAGACGAGAGCCUUUCGGUAAAUUGUACCUAUGCUUACUUAAUUGAAUACGGCUGAGUUGUUAUAAAUCUUGCAUUAUAAGACGAGUGAUAGCUCAGGUAAAUACUCUUAACCUAUUUUCCCUUAUACAGGCUUGGGAUACGGUAAAAUAAUUACCACAUGGUUGGGUAUGGGAUUCGAAGACCAAUGUGUCGGGAAAUUCAAAUAACCCGUUUUAAUUCGUAUUGUUUAACUUAAACAUUUGGGGGUUAAUGCGACCGUGUCCUGGAUAUCCUUGACUCAGUUAAUUGUAAGUGGCCACGACCUAAGCACGGGGUGUAGGCAUACACCCGACAGAUGUGAUAUGGUUUAUUAAAUAAUUUUAUACCCAAUAUGGGUUUCCCAAUAAGGGAAUAAGUGGUGUGUCGGUUAGUCAUGAACUGGCAUAGUUUCCGGGCCCUGUAUGUAUGUCAAGUUAUGUAAAACUGUUAACAUGAGAUAUAAUUUGUCCCAAGUAUAAAAGAUCUUUCGUGCCUUGUGCACCUAAAUCAUCUUUUGAAAAUAUUUUCAAAUGUGUCGGUUGAUUGUAUAUACCAGUGAAAACUGACGUAUUUUCAAAAGAUUAAGUGACAGGUACAAAUACGUAAAUAGGCUGGAAGCUGCUCGGAUUUGUUAGACGAGGAAUUUGCAACUCCUUCGCUUAAGCCAUUAGUCUGAUGUUCUUCUUUUGUAUCUAAUGAUCCGCAUGUGGAUUAUUACAUGCUCGUCUGUACUUAUUACUUUGGUAUUUUCAGACAAUUAAGUUUGUAAUAAUAUUUU
Messenger RNA from Helianthus annuus (common sunflower), 2878 nucleotides. RefSeq lists its product as uncharacterized. The transcript has 3 exons. NCBI's taxonomy places the organism in Eukaryota, Viridiplantae, Streptophyta, Magnoliopsida, Asterales, Asteraceae. The coding region runs from base 417 to 992 and encodes 191 amino acids. The record is from RefSeq and is a predicted model, not a curated record.